Messenger RNA from Chlorella variabilis, 477 nucleotides. RefSeq lists its product as hypothetical. Gene Ontology annotation, biological process: protein peptidyl-prolyl isomerization; protein folding. Bases 1 to 477 code for a protein of 158 amino acids. Gene Ontology annotation, cellular component: catalytic step 2 spliceosome. NCBI's taxonomy places the organism in Eukaryota, Viridiplantae, Chlorophyta, Trebouxiophyceae, Chlorellales, Chlorellaceae. The transcript is spliced from 8 exons. The record is from RefSeq and is a predicted model, not a curated record. Gene Ontology annotation, molecular function: peptidyl-prolyl cis-trans isomerase activity.
AUGGAGGCUCCCCGCGUGGAAAUAAAGACCUCGAUGGGCACGUUUCAGGUCGAGCUGUACCCGAAGCACGCGCCCAAGACCUGCAAAAACUUUCUGGAGCUGGCGAGGAAAGGAUACUACGACGGCACCGUGUUCCAUCGCAUCAUCAAGUCCUUCAUGAUACAAGGUGGAGACCCCACUGGCACCGGGCGCGGCGGCAGCUCCAUCUAUGGUGGAAAGUUCGAGGACGAGAUCCUGCGCGAGCUGAAGCACACGGGGGCGGGGGUGCUGUCUAUGGCCAAUGCGGGGCCCAACACAAACGGCAGCCAGUUCUUUGUCACCACGGCGCCAACUCCAUGGCUGGACGGCAAGCACACCAUCUUUGGCAGGGUGUGCGGCGGCAUGGACGUCAUCAAGCGGCUAGACAACGUGCAGACUGACAAGACCGAUCGGCCUCUGUCGGAAGUAAAGAUUCUGCGGGCACGGCCGCUGGAGUGA